This is a messenger RNA of Panicum hallii, 870 nucleotides long. RefSeq names its product chloroplastic import inner membrane translocase subunit TIM22-2-like. The transcript is spliced from 5 exons. Bases 90 to 686 code for a protein of 198 amino acids. Gene Ontology annotation, biological process: protein targeting to chloroplast; protein insertion into mitochondrial inner membrane. Gene Ontology annotation, cellular component: chloroplast envelope; TIM22 mitochondrial import inner membrane insertion complex. Lineage: Eukaryota; Viridiplantae; Streptophyta; Magnoliopsida; Poales; Poaceae. Gene Ontology annotation, molecular function: transmembrane protein transporter activity. The record is from RefSeq and is a predicted model, not a curated record.
CUGGGCGCCUGGCAGCCUGGGCAAAACGGGACACGAUAACGAGACGGGAAGGGAGGAGAAGCCGAGGGAUUCAAGGCGAAGAGGAGAAGAUGGCGGCGAAGCGCGAGACCGAGUCGGACGGCGAAGAGCUCGGCGGCGAGGCCUCCAACCCUGUCAGCGGUGGCGGGACUCCGCCGCCCCUAGCCGCAGCUCCCGUCGUCUGCCUCCUCCGCUCCGCCGGGGACUUCGCCGGCGGCGCCUUCGUCGGAUCCAUCGUCGGAUAUGGACAAGGCCUGAUCACUAAGAAAGGUUUCAAGGGCUCAUUCAGCAAUGCUGGGUCCUCUGCUAAGACUUUUGCAGUUCUAUCUGGUGUCCAGAGUUUGGUUGUGUGCUUGCUGCGAAGGCUGCGUGGGAAAGAUGACAUUGUCAAUGCUGGUAUAGCUGGUUGUUGCACUGGCGUUGCUUUGAGCUUCCCAGGAGCACCGCAGGCGUUGCUUCAGAGCUGUGCCACCUUUGCAGCGUUCUCUUGCAUCAUGGAGGGGCUCAACAAGCAGCAGGCUGCAAUGGCUCACACACUUGGCACGACUGCAUUGAUGGUUGCGCAUGAUAAAGGAGGUGUUCUGCCCCCAUUCACGCUUCCACCAAUUCUGGAUGCAUCGGAUGCUUUAGCUUCAUGCUGCCAAGCCUUAGUAAAGCCUAAGCACUAGACUACAGGAUAGGGGAGAGACAGGCUGAAGAAAGUUAGCUUCAGUUUUCAGUUCUUUAUUAUGUUGACCUAGCAUAUCUGCAUAUGUAAAUUUUGCUUUUGGACAAGCUGUGGAACGUGCCUAAAACCUAGUUUUGCUUCGAGUAACUGGACAGGUUUUCUUGAUGUGUUGAUGUUGCGAAUUU